AUGCCGCGGCAGAUUCCCAUCUACUCAGCCGAGAGGUUGUGGGCAUCGGACCAUCUCAACUUCGCCUCUCCACGCCUACAAAGCGAUCAUCAUAAAGCCGUGCGCGAGUUGAUUCGACCGGUGCUCGUGCCUCUUCUUCUCACCACACCGCCUUCACUUCCCGUCCCGCAGCGCUCCCCUGACCUGCUCAUGCGGCAACGUAUGCUUGGUCUCCCUAUCGACCCACCGCAUGCGUGCGACUUCGGCCACGACGACGACUACCCACAUCGCCGCACCGUCACGGAGGACGAGUGCAUCGCAUCGCACCGAGCGUUCGCUUCAUGGCUCUCACGCUCGCCCAUCGAGCUCGGCAUCCACACGACACACCUCGAAAUGACCGCAUCACUCUUGUUCUUCAAACGCAGUCAGGUGCAACAAUUCGCGCGCCACACGGAUCGAGACCCGAUCGAGUCGCAUGGCUUCGAGGCGCUCUGCUGCGACGCCUGGCACACCCAACGCAAAGUGCUCGUGGGAUUGCCACGGCCUCACGAGUGCGACAUGAGGCUGUAUAUGACCGUGGUCUUUGACGAGAGCGAGGAGGUACAGCUGGACAACCUGUUUGUGCUGUAUAAGAAGGAGGAGGCGCAGAUUGAACGGCUGCACAGGUGGACAGAGGAUUGCAGACGGAGCUGGACAAGGGUCAAGAUGGAAGACGAGGAAGAAGGGAGUCAAGGAGCCGAGUAUAUCAAUGACGCAGACGACUUUUGGGCCGGAUACUCGGACGACGAGGAGGUGGACAGAAAAGGCACUGCUCGCGCGCAAGGGGAAGGACAGGCGUCUGCUGCUCAGACUGGCGGGAUUGUUGAUCCGUCGACAAGUGCCACAUCAGCCGACCAGGAAGCAGCGAUCAAGGACAUCAUACGCAGCGCUUACACGCUGCAUCGCACAACACAAUCUGCAAGCACAGGCGAAGACUCGGUCGAGGCCUUUCUCCAAUUCGUCAAAGCUGCCUUGCCCGGCAACAGCGCCUCUAUACCCUUCACAGCUUAA
Kalmanozyma brasiliensis GHG001 is the source of this 1029-nucleotide messenger RNA. RefSeq lists its product as uncharacterized. The coding region runs from base 1 to 1029 and encodes 342 amino acids. NCBI's taxonomy places the organism in Eukaryota, Fungi, Basidiomycota, Ustilaginomycetes, Ustilaginales. The transcript has a single exon. The record is from RefSeq and is a predicted model, not a curated record.